This is a messenger RNA of Myxozyma melibiosi, 2271 nucleotides long. RefSeq names its product glycosyl transferase family 4-domain-containing protein. Gene Ontology annotation, biological process: dolichol-linked oligosaccharide biosynthetic process; protein N-linked glycosylation. Gene Ontology annotation, molecular function: UDP-N-acetylglucosamine-dolichyl-phosphate N-acetylglucosaminephosphotransferase activity. Gene Ontology annotation, cellular component: membrane. The record is from RefSeq and is a predicted model, not a curated record. NCBI's taxonomy places the organism in Eukaryota, Fungi, Ascomycota, Lipomycetes, Lipomycetales, Lipomycetaceae. The transcript is spliced from 2 exons. The coding region runs from base 473 to 1987 and encodes 504 amino acids.
CCGCAAAGAGCUCUUUGAUCCGGACUGCCUGAUACAGCAUCUGACCAGAUCUGUGUUGGGCGGUAAUACGACGAAGCAAUAUCUUGCAUCUUGAGAGCAGCCUCGCGCGUCACUGUGCAGACCCUGCCUCUGUUUCUAUUCUGCUUCAAACUUCCCUUCAUAGCCACACCUUGUCCUCCGCUGUAGAAAAGAAUCUGAACAAAUGGACACCACGUUAUGACCUGAGCAAAGUGCUUCCAAUCAGUGCUGAAACACAAACCCCUCGAUCAAGCACGUGCACGAAAUAUCUCGCGAGCAGGGCCUGGCCUGAACGCGCAAGAGUGAGACGUGGCAGUUUCCAUGAUCUGUCUGUCGUCUUGCACAGAACAAAGCAAUUCUAUCACUCAAAGUGGAAGACGGCGAUAUUUGCAUAUGUUAACCUGAGCGAAUCUGCCUUCUGGAACCACAAUUGUGCUCGCUUGACCGAGAUACAAUGUCGAACGCCAUCCCAGCUGCUGCAAAGGAUCAGCCUGACGCGUCGUCGUCGUCGGGGUCGAAAUCGGCAGUCGAUCUACCAGCGGGCACAAUCACCGUCAAGUCCACUUUUGUCUCGCGGCUGGUUUCGCUCUUGGCGAUUGGACUGGCGCUAUCACUUAUUUUCAAUUCGCAAGAGGAUGCGUCGCUGUAUGAUCCUUUGAAAGCAUGUGUCGGGUUCUCAAUCCUUGCAUAUCUUAUUACUGUCAAUCUGAUUCCUAUUUUGGCGCCGGAGUUUGUUCGAGUUGGGUUUUUUGGUAAGGAUUUGGGAAAGAAAGAUCGGCCAGUUAUUGCCGAAACAAUGGGGGCGGUGUGCGCGGUUGUCUACCUCGUUUCUAUGUUUUUCUUUAUCCCGUUUCUCUUUUACAAAUACUACGUCACCAGCACUUCAGGCGGUGGAAACCGCGAGCAAGGCUAUGACGCAGCCGUCGAGCUUCUCCACAAAGGUCGCGCACUACGCAUGUUCCCACACUCAAAGCUGGCAGAGUACCUCGCCGCUCUGCUUUCCUUAUUUAGCAUGCUGGUCCUCGGUGUAGCCGACGAUCUGUUUGACAUUCGGUGGCGGAAUAAGCUGUUCAUGCCUGCGAUUGCUGCAUUGCCAAUGAUGUUUGUGUAUUAUGUCGAUUUUGGAGUGACGCGGGUCGUCGUGCCUGAGUUUGCGUACAAGGUGUUUUUCCCAGAAUCGCUGGCGUACCCGACCACGAUCGAUCUCGGAGCGCUAUACUACGUCUACAUGCUUUCUUUGGCAAUUUUCCUGCCGAAUUCAAUCAACAUUCUCGCUGGGGUGAACGGCUUAGAAGCAGGCCAGGCGUUCGUCAUCGCCAUAUUCCUUCUCCUCAACGACGCACUCUAUAUCCUCCCAAGCCGCUUGUUUGGUCUUCCCGAGCACCCAGGCACGGAAGCGCAUCUCUUUUCGACAUACUUCACCUUACCGCUCGUGGCCGUCACGCUCGCCCUCCUUCGCUUCAACUGGUUCCCAGCGCGCGUAUUCGUGGGCGACACGUACUGCUACUUUGCGGGAAUGGUGCUUGCGCAGGUCGGUAUCGUUGGCCAUUUCGCAAAGACGCUGAUGCUUUUUUUGGUGCCGCAGGUGUUCAAUUUCUUGUACUCUGCUCCUCAACUGUUUCAUCUCGUCGAUUGCCCGCGCCAUCGGCUGCCGAAGCUGAAUACCGAGACAGGUCUUCUCGAGCCGUCGCGAGUAUAUUUCCCGACCAAGCCGCGCAAACUACAGACGUUAUUGCUUCGCACUAUGAGUAUAUUCAAACUCAUUCACCUAGAGUACGAUUCCAAGACCGGUGCAAUUGCUUCGGCCUCAAACAUGACGCUCAUCAACCUGAUCCUGACGUGGACAGGACCUCUGCGCGAAGAUAGACUGGCGCUGGUUUUGUUGUUGAUCCAGGGGUUCACUUGUAUGGUUGGUUUGACUGCUCGACACACGAUUGCGCCUAUAAUAUUUGGGCGUGAUAAUAUCUGAUUCUUGGAUCAGAAUUGAUAAAAGUAUUUGUUGAGGGACUUGCAGUGCUGAUACAGAAAGUACUCAUCCCAGUUUAUGGCUGCCUCUCCUACUAUGAUGGUGGUUUUUAGAUCUCAAGUGUAAUAUUAACAUGAAGCAAGUCAUUAGAUGUAUAGUGUAAAUUAGAUAAUUAGCAUGGGUGUCUAUUUAGAAAAAUGCGACAAAGAAAGAACAAAAGCUCCUAUAGACGAUCCAAAAAUCGACCAUGGCCAGAUAAAACGACAAAACGCAAUCACAGACCCACG